UUUUUAUGCGCGCGUGAUCGGUUUCCGGUUCCUGGGGUCGGCGCGUGUUGUUUCUCUCGAUCUGCUCGCUGCUGCGAGGCUUCCCCCCUCCCCUCCGCGGUGUGCUGCCGAGAGCUGCUGUAGGGAUGAUGACGAUGGCGGAGCUGGUGCAGGGACAGGCCUCGGUGGCUCAGCCUGGGAUGAAAGCAGACGGGUUCGCCGACGCCUUGCACAGAGCCCGACAGAUUGCCGCGAAAAUGGGAGGUGACCAGAUGACCCACUUGAACAACUCGUCACCAGUCGUAGAUCCUUCCCUCUAUGGCUAUGGGGGACAGAAGCGAACCUUGGAGGAGGGAGUGGGAGGCCAACUGGGUGCAAUGGUACAUCAAAGGGCUAUUAUGACAGAGGACUUCAAAGUGCCUGAUAAGAUGGUUGGAUUCAUUAUUGGCCGUGGAGGAGAGCAGAUCACACGGAUUCAGCUGGAAUCUGGCUGCAAGAUUCAGAUUGCAGCCGACAGUGGCGGUAUGAUGGACCGCCCCUGCACGCUGACGGGAAGCCCCGAGAACAUUGAACAUGCAAAGCGGCUGUUGGGCCAGAUUGUGGAGCGCUGCCGGAACGGACCCGGCUUCCACAGUGAGCUGGAGGGCACCAGUGCCGUCCAGGAGAUCCUCAUACCAGCCAGCAAAGUGGGCCUGGUCAUCGGGAAGGGAGGGGACACCAUCAAGCACCUCCAGGAGAGAACGGGAGUGAAGAUGAUCAUGAUCCAGGACGGUCCCAUGCCGACAGGCGCGGACAAGCCGCUGAGAAUCACUGGGGAUCCUUUCAAAGUGCAGCAAGCACGAGAGCUGGUGGUGGAGAUCAUCAAGGACCAGGGGGACUUUCGCAGUGGCAGAGGCGACUUCGGGUCCAGAUUGGGUGGAAGCAGCUUGGACGUAGCGGUCCCCAGGUUCGCUGUGGGGAUUGUCAUCGGGAGGAAUGGCGAGAUGAUCAAGAAGAUUCAGAACGAUGCAGGAGUCCGGAUUCAGUUCAAGCCAGAUGAUGGCAUCAGCCCUGACAGAGUUGCCCAGGUGAUGGGCCAGCCGGAAAGGUGCCAGCAUGCAGUCCACCUCAUCAAUGAGCUCGUCCACACUGCACAGGAGCGUGAUGGCUUUGGCGGGCCGGUGGGCCUCCGGAGCAGAGGUCGAGGCCGCGGCGAGUGGAACAUGGCGUCGCCGGGCAGCCUGCAGGAAGUGACAUACACAAUACCUGCCGACAAGUGUGGCCUAGUGAUAGGUAAAGGUGGGGAAACCAUCAAGAACAUCAACCAGCAGUCUGGAGCCCACGUGGAGCUGCAGAGGAACCCGCCGCCCAACACUGACCCCAACCACCGUAUCUUCUCCAUCAGGGGCUCCCCACAGCAGAUCGGGAUGGCUCGGCAGUUGAUUGACGAGAAGAUUGGGGGCACAGGGCUGGGGAGCAGCAGUAGCUUUGGACUUGGCCCUUUCACCCAAGGUCCAGCCACCACUCACCAAAACGGCCCACAGACAUUCAUGACAGGAGGAUGGGGGGCAACGUAUCAGACAUGGCAGCCGCAGGGGCAACAGGACCCCAGUCCCAAUGGAUCUCAGGCUGGACAGAUCGACUAUUCCAAAGCGUGGGAGCAGUAUUACAAAAAGCUUGGUCAGCAGAGCCAAGCCCAGACUACAGGCCCCGACUACAGCAAGGCAUGGGAGGAGUACUACAAGAAACAGAGCCAGGUGACUGGCCCCACCUCCCAGCAAAGCUCGACCCCUGAUUACAGCGCUGCCUGGGUUGAAUACUACAGACAGCAGGGCGGGUACUAUGGGCAAGGUGCACAGCAGGGACUGGCUCCAGGUCUUCAGGAACAUUAGAUUGGAGUCCUUUUAGUUGAAGAUUUUGGAAUCAAGAGGAUUAAAAAAACAAAAAAAACCUUUUGUAAUGGAGGUUUCUAGAUUUGCGAUGCCUUGAAGACUUUAUUUUUAGUGAGAAACACUAGCUGUAGGAUGACUUAAACAAUUAAAAUAUUUCUAAAUCAGGAACAUUUAAUUACUAAAUACUUGUGUACAUCAUUAUUUUGAAUGGACAAUAUCUGGGGUCCAUUUUGGACUCAUUCUUUUUUUUAAAUUUCUUUCUUUAUUAAAAUGGGAAAAAAAACAACCAAAAUGUACCCCGGAGUUGUAACAUUUCAACAAAUCGCAAUAUAAUCUAUUUUUUCUAGUUCUGUUGCAAUAAAAAUCGUGAUUAUAUUGGCUUAGCAGUCUUGAAUAGGUCUUGGUUUUUUUUUUUUUGUCAUGAAAGAACUGAUGUUUUAAGAAUGUGUGUAAAAUGAUUUUUUUGUUUCUUUUACAUAACACAUUUUAAUUCAGUGAAAUGAAACUGUGAUAUUUCGUUACAGGAAAUGUAUUUUGUUACAAAAUACCAGUUGUGUUGACAUAGCGGUCAGUUUCUAAUUUAAUGCGUUUUGUCUGUUGUACUCUGGUUUAAAUAAGGUGCAAUGUCUCAUUUCAUUUUUUUUUUUUUUUUGAAACAAAGAUGGAUUCUAAUAUUUUGAUGGGCGUUUAACUUGUAGUUCUUAGAUAAUUUUUUUUUUUAAGUAUUUGAAAAUGUAAUGGAUAAUUUUUUAUUACUAUGGUCUGAUAUUGGGAGUGGGAGGGUAUUUGGCUAUAUUGCGAGUUGCCUUUUGCUAUCUUGUUAAACUAUGUAAGUAUGCUCAUACUUGACUAAAUACUUUAUUUAAAUGUAUAAUUAAAUCAGAGUUUGUUGGUUUCAUAAACUAUCCCUAUUCUGUUUUCAUACUGAAAAAUGUUUAAAUUGUGAAUGUGUAAUUUGAAAUCUGAUGUUGCAUCUUGCUAUGGCUAAAAUGUCUUGGUUUUAUGUAUGCUCUGUGCUUUGACUAUUCAAAACUGCUAGGCCUCUGAAAUCUACCUGUGUAAUAAUUAAUAGCUUUUUUAUAUUCUAAGUAUUAAGAUCAAAGUUGUCUUAUUUCCUACCAGCCAGAAUUCCUGGAGCCCCAACCAUUACACUGAUUCAAAGUUCGAUGCUAAUAAGUUUUUAAAUAUUUCUUUCUACCGUGUGAUCUAAUAUAUGUAUGAUUAGUUAUGAAAUGAAUCUAGUAUUAACUGCAUUACUUAAUGAAAAGGGAUAUUAUAAUUUCAAAAUGUUUAAUUUUAGUUUUUUCUCAUGUGUACAGAUGUGUAUUAAAAAGUCAAAAGUAA
Molecule: messenger RNA, 3194 nt
Organism: Paramormyrops kingsleyae
Lineage: Eukaryota; Metazoa; Chordata; Actinopteri; Osteoglossiformes; Mormyridae
Gene: fubp3
Product: far upstream element (FUSE) binding protein 3
Biological process (GO): regulation of DNA-templated transcription
Molecular function (GO): RNA binding
Source: RefSeq, a predicted model, not a curated record